Molecule: messenger RNA, 2775 nt
Organism: Arabis nemorensis
Lineage: Eukaryota; Viridiplantae; Streptophyta; Magnoliopsida; Brassicales; Brassicaceae
Source: the annotation of a GenBank genome assembly
AUGAAUCCGCCGGAGGAGAAUCAAGAUAACGUCCCUUCUGUAUCUCACUCUCAAUUUUCUAUUCUACCUCCACAAUCGAGCUCGAAUUUUAAUCCAGACCCAAUUUUGAAUCCAUUUCCUAGUUCGAUCUCCAGCUCUAUCUCUAACCCUAGUUUUGAGCAGAUGGUCUCCUUCUCCGCUCCAAAGAAACGAAGAAGAGGCCGCUCUCAGCGAUCAGCGUCGUCGUUUCACAUCCUUCCCGUUCCUAACGUCGGUGUCCUCCCCGGUAACGGUAAUUUCGUCUCAUCGUCAGCUUCUUCUUCCGGUAGACUGAACAUAGAGGUCAAUGGAUCAAACCAUACUGUAAAAGGUUAUCCUGGGAUAGGUGAUGAGAUCAUCACGAUCAACAAGGAAGCUACCACCGAAGCUUUGCUUGCUCUAACAGCUGGGUUUCCUGCUGAUUCACUUACCGAGGAAGAGAUUGAUUUCGGUGUGGUGCCUGUGGUUGGUGGAAUCGAACAAGUGAAUUACAUUUUGAUUCGGAACCACAUCAUAUCGAAGUGGAGAGAAAAUGUGACUAGUUGGGUCACAAAGGAGAUGUUUCUUGCUUCAAUUCCUAAACAUUGUAGUAGUCUCUUAGAUUCGGCUUAUAAUUACUUGGUUACACAUGGAUAUAUCAAUUUCGGUAUAGCUCAAGCGAUUAAAGAUAAGAUUCCAGCUCAAUCAAGCAAGCCUAGUGUGGUUAUAGUGGGUGCUGGAUUAGCUGGUUUGGCUGCAGCAAGGCAGUUGAUGAGGUUUGGGUUUAAAGUCACGGUUUUGGAAGGUAGGAAACGACCCGGUGGACGGGUUUAUACCAAAAAGAUGGAAGGUAAUAGGGCAGGUGCUGCAGCGGAUUUAGGAGGAAGCGUUUUGACUGGAACAUUAGGAAAUCCUCUAGGGAUUAUAGCGAGGCAGCUAGGUUCUUCUCUUUAUAAGGUACGAGAUAAGUGUCCUCUUUAUAGAGUGGAUGGUAAACCAGUUGAUCCAGAUUUGGAUAUGAAAGUCGAGGCAGCUUUUAACCGACUUCUAGACAAGGCAAGUAAACUUAGGCAGUUGAUGGGUGAUGUUUCCAUGGAUGUAUCCCUUGGGGCAGCACUCGAGACAUUCAGGCAGGUUUAUGGUGCUGCAGACGGUGUGGCCACUGAAGAGAUGGGUUUGUUUAAUUGGCAUCUUGCUAACUUGGAAUAUGCAAAUGCGGGAUUAGUAUCAAAGCUCUCUCUUGCAUUCUGGGAUCAAGAUGACCCAUACGAUAUGGGUGGAGACCACUGCUUUCUGCCGGGAGGAAAUGGAAGGCUGGUUCAUGCUUUGGCUGAAAAUGUACCAAUCUUAUAUGAGAAGACCGUUCAAACAAUCAGAUAUGGUACAGAUGGUGUAAAGGUAACUGCUGGAAAUCAAGUGUAUGAGGGUGAUAUGGUGCUGUGUACAGUUCCCCUUGGUGUCCUGAAGAACGGAUCCAUCAAAUUUGUGCCUGAAUUGCCUCAGAGAAAGCUUGAUUGUAUAAAGAGACUAGGCUUUGGGUUAUUGAAUAAAGUUGCAAUGCUCUUUCCGUAUGUAUUUUGGAGCACAGAUCUCGAUACCUUUGGACAUCUUACCGAGGAUCCAAACUAUCGAGGUGAAUUCUUUCUGUUCUAUAGCUAUGCACCAGUUGCAGGUGGUGCUCUCUUGAUCGCGUUGGUUGCGGGAGAAGCUGCUCAUAAGUUUGAGACAAUGCCACCCACUGACGCGGUGACUCGUGUACUUCAGAUUCUUAGGGGUAUGUAUGAACCACAAGGAAUAACUGUCCCUGAUCCAAUUCAAACGGUCUGCACCAGAUGGGGUGGGGAUCCAUUCAGUUUAGGGUCUUACUCUAAUGUUGCAGUGGGAGCUUCAGGUGAUGAUUACGACAUAUUAGCAGAAAGUGUUGGAGAUGGAAGGCUUUUCUUUGCNGGGGAAGCCACGACAAGGCGGUACCCUGCAACCAUGCAUGGAGCUUUCGUUACUGGUCUGCGAGAAGCUGCAAACAUGGCUCAAGCUGCAAAGGCCCGGGGCAUAAGGAAGAGAAUCGAUAGGAACCCAUCAAAGAAUNCUCAUUCUUGUGCUACCCUNCUUGCAGAUUUGUUCAGGGACCCUGAUCUGGAGUUUGGGAGUUUUUNCAUAAUCUUUAGNAGAAGNAAUCCGGACCCAAAGUCUCCUGCGAUUUUGAGGGUAACACUAAGCGAGCCUCGUAAGAGGAAUGAAGACCCAAAAGCAGAUCAGUACUCAAAUAAGAUACUGUUUCAGCAGCUUCAGUCUCAUUUCAACCAGCAGCAACAGAUUCAGGUGUAUACGUUAGUAACUAGACAACAGGCUCUUGACCUGAGAGAAGUCAGAGGUGGUGAUGAGAAGAGACUUUACUAUCUAUGCGAGACACUUGGAGUGAAACUGGUGGGAAGAAAAGGUCUAGGUCCUGGAGCUGAUUCGGUCAUUGCUUCUAUUAAAGCCGAGCGAACUGGUCGCAAGGCACCAUCAUCAUCUCAAGGCACAAAAUUUGAAGGUAUAUUAAAAUCGAAAUCUGGUGCAUUAAAGCGGAAGCUGAUCAGAAGGAUUAAAGGACCGGCGGUGCCACUGAAUCAAAGUAAUAACGGUGUCUCAGAGACGAUAAAAUCAGAGUCUUUAGGAAAUGGCAAAGCCUCUGAGCAAGCUACAGUAGUAGAGCUGAUAGGAAACAGCGGCAUGCAAGAGGAAAGCAAGUGGUUGGGCACAGGAGUUGCAUCGAGUUCCGGUAUUCAUUCUUCUUAA